AUGAGUGGACUGGAAACUGUUCCAGACACUAUAAAUUUUCCCAAGGAGGAAGAAAACACCUUGAAAUCUUGGAGUGAAAACGGCGUCUUUGAGAAAUCGCUAGCGCUGGCUAAAGAUAGGCCACGUUAUACGUUCUUCGAUGGCCCUCCAUUCGCAACCGGCUUACCUCACUAUGUGACAAGAUGGGCCCAUCAAAACGGCUUUUAUGUUGAGCGGCGCUUCGGAUGGGACACACAUGGUCUUCCUGUGGAAUAUGAAGUGGACAAGACGUUAGGUGUGAAAGGUCCUAGUGAUAUUUAUGCUAUGGGAAUUGACAAAUACAAUGCGGAAUGCAGGAGCAUUGUUAUGAGAUAUGCUCAUGUG
This is a messenger RNA of Ostertagia ostertagi, 363 nucleotides long. Lineage: Eukaryota; Metazoa; Nematoda; Chromadorea; Rhabditida; Trichostrongylidae. The record is from the annotation of a GenBank genome assembly.